AUGCAGUGUCCGAGCACCAUAACGGAAGAUACUAAACUAUGCAGCCAAUGUUUUAUUCAGCAGCUUGUCAGAGCAUUUGCAGACACGGCUGUCAGCGAUGCUGGCACAUUGGAUACGAAAAAGUGUAGCAACGCGCGCAAAGGCUGCUGCGAUAAUUUACAUAUAAUCUUCGAUGAGGUAACCGCGAAAUGUGUGCUGCUACACAAGGACAAAAUUCCGGCGGAGGACGAGAAAAGCCCCACUAAAUUGAUUGGCUUUUUAUCAUGUUUAGUCGAGUGCAUUUAUAAAAGCCGCAAUUAUUUGACCAAAGACGGCGAGGAUAUUAAUAUGCAAGCAGUGAAGAACAAUGUCGCCAUUACUUAUGCGGAUCGUCCCAAGGAGCAGCAAUAUUAUAUUGAAAUGUACGAUUAUUGUCGUAAAGAUGCUGCAAAGAUUUAUGGACAACUGAAGGGUAAUCCCGGCAGUAAGCUUCUCUUUAAGAAAGCUUGCAAACCUUAUUACACUUUCGUCUAUUUGUGCCAAGCUGAGUAUCAUAAGAAGACAGCGUGCCCGUACUUUAUGUGGGAAGAUGACGAAAAAACACCAGCCAAGCAACGAUGUAAAUCAGCAAAAGAACAAUGUUAUAAGAUCGAUGGUUUAACAGCACCUCAGGAAUAUAACUUCCACUCUUAA
This is a messenger RNA of Bactrocera latifrons, 672 nucleotides long. RefSeq lists its product as uncharacterized. The record is from RefSeq and is a predicted model, not a curated record. Bases 1 to 672 code for a protein of 223 amino acids. Gene Ontology annotation, molecular function: odorant binding. The transcript is spliced from 5 exons. NCBI's taxonomy places the organism in Eukaryota, Metazoa, Arthropoda, Insecta, Diptera, Tephritidae.